Molecule: messenger RNA, 5695 nt
Organism: Corythoichthys intestinalis (scribbled pipefish)
Lineage: Eukaryota; Metazoa; Chordata; Actinopteri; Syngnathiformes; Syngnathidae
Gene: adcy3a
Product: adenylate cyclase 3a
Exons: 21
Coding region: 691-4038 (1115 amino acids)
Biological process (GO): intracellular signal transduction; adenylate cyclase-activating G protein-coupled receptor signaling pathway; cAMP biosynthetic process
Cellular component (GO): plasma membrane
Molecular function (GO): adenylate cyclase activity
Source: RefSeq, a predicted model, not a curated record
CUUCUGCGGAAAACACCCAAGAAAAAAAAAAAAAAACACUAAACAACUGAAUCCAUGCCGAGGCUACUUUCUCUGCUCUACUUAUUUACCCCGCAGACUGGGGCUAAACUUUACUGGCUAUUGUGAUUCCUGCUGAUGACACCCACGCGUGUGUAGUGAAGGAGUCAGGAUAACACCCAAAAUCUGGCCUCUACGAACGGACAUGUGACCCUUGACUAUGGAAGUCCAACAUGGAAAAUACUGCCCAUGCCAGUGGAACGAUGGCGACAGGGGCUCAUGUAAUCAUUUGCCCAGGCGAUUACAUAAUUCCAAUUUAACCACAUCGACUGGGUGCAAUACUAUGGAGAGCCACUAUGGAAAUGAGAUUGUGAACCAGUCACGUUGCUGAUGCUGAAUGAGGAAAAAGACAAUCUCUGGAUCAUGUUGCUAAAGAGGCGGGUCCAGUUUGUGGAUAUGACACUGGACUGAGCCAAACGACAGCAUUUGAUGGAGUGACAACAACUGCAGCAAUGUAAGCAGGUGUCUCUCAUUUGUCAGUCCCGUCAGACAAUCAACAUACGGAAGGGAUUUCGUACACUUAUAUGGAUUCAAAACGGAUAUAGCUGAUGAAUCUUCAAAGAAUUUGAUCGACGCCUGUGCCAAAACAAUCGUGUCCUCUAGUUGGAAAGAAGAGAACGCUUAGUGUUCAUUAUGCCUCGAAACCGAGCUUUCUCGGAGCCCGAGUAUUCUGCCGAAUAUUCCGCAGACUGUUCAGUGACUCUGCCCUCUGACCCAGGGCAGGCUGUCGGGCGGACGCACGAGGUCACGGUGAGGAGCUCAGGAUGCUGCCUUUGCCUUCCCCGUUUCAUGCGCCUCACCUUUGCGCCAGAGUCUCUGGAGAACCUCUACCAGACCUACUUCAGGCGUCAAAGGCACGAAACCUUACUGGUACUGGUUGUGUUUGCGGCUCUUUUCGACAGCUACGUUAUUGUCAUGUGUGCAGUGGUAUACACCGGUGACAAACUGGCAUCUGUCCUCGUGGCAUCUGUUGGGCUGCUGGCAGAAAUCAUCCUCUACCUACUGUGUCGCUAUGGGGUUCUGCCAGAUCGCAUCUCAAGGCGGGUUGUACCCUACGCCCUGUGGGUGCUCAUAGCGGCACAAAUAUUUUGCUACUUGGGUUUGAACUUCGCCCACUUUCACCAGGCCAGCGACACAGUGGGCUGGCAGGCUUUCUUCAGCUUUUCCUUUUUCCUGACUCUACCUUUGAGGUUAACACCCAUUGUACUUAUAACGGCAGUCACGUGUGGUGUUCAUACCCUAGUUCUGGGUGUCACUAUCGCCCAGCAGCAACAGGAGGACAUCCAGGGGGCAGCACUUGGCAGACAGCUCCUGGCCAACAUUGUGAUCUAUGUUUGCGCUAUCACCGUGGGUGUUAUGUCGUAUUACAUGGCAGACCGGAAGCACAGAAAGGCCUUUCUUGAGGCAAGACAAUCUCUGGAAGUCAAACUCAACCUGGAGGAGCAAAGCCAGCAACAGGAACGCCUACUGCUGUCCAUCCUUCCAAAACAUAUAGCUGAUGAGAUGCUGCAGGACAUGAAGAAGGAGCCCAGUCAGAAAGAGAUGCAACAGUUUAACACCAUGUACAUGUACAGACAUGAAAAUGUCAGUAUUUUGUUUGCAGACAUAGUGGGCUUUACCCAGCUGUCAUCAUCAUGCAGUGCUCAGGAGCUGGUCAAACUGCUCAAUGAACUCUUUGCUCGGUUUGACAAACUUGCCGCAAAAUAUCACCAAUUGCGGAUCAAGAUCCUAGGAGACUGUUACUACUGUAUCUGUGGGCUCCCGGACUACAGGGAGGACCAUGCCGCCUGUUCCAUCAUGAUGGGCCUCGCCAUGGUAGAAGCCAUCUCGUAUGUGCGUGAAAAAACCCAAACAGAUGUCGAUAUGCGUGUUGGAGUGCAUAGCGGUACAGUCUUGGGUGGCGUGCUCGGUCAGAAACGUUGGCAAUAUGACGUGUGGUCCACUGAUGUCACUGUUGCCAACAAGAUGGAAGCUGGAGGGAUACCUGGUCGUGUCCACAUUUCUCAGACGACCAUGGAGUGUCUUCAUGGGGAGUUCGAAGUGGAGCCAGGGAAUGGAGGUGAGCGCUGUGACUACCUGAGGGAGAGAGGACUCGAGACCUACCUUGUCGUUGUUUCUAAAGGACCUGUGGGGAAAAAUGGCAUUAACAGUGUAAAACUAUCUGUAACUUCAUCCAAUGGAAACUCCCCUCUGCUGAUCAACACCACAGAUUGUAACGGUAGCAUGAAUACAGCAUGUAUCACACCAGAUGAACCUGAAGAACUUGACACAAGGGUGGUAAACCCUUCUUUCCCAAAUCCUCGCCGGCGGCUGCGGCUACGGGACCUUGCUGAAAGAGUGAUUGAUGCACAGGAGAAUGAACAGGAACUCAACAAAUUGCUGAAUGAGGCUCUGUUGGAGCGAGAGACGGUCCAAGCUUUAAAGGGGAAGCACACAAACCGUCUCUCCCUGAGGUUUGUUGACCCAGACUUGGAGACUCGUUACUCUGUGGAGAAAGAGAAGCAGAGUGGAGCUGCCUUCUGUUGCUCCUGUGUCGUGCUGCUCUUCACUGCUGCCAUGGAGGCCCUCAUAGAUCCCAGGUUGAUUGCAAACUACAUCACAUUUGCAGUGGGAGAAGUUUUACUCCUCAUCCUGACCAUCUGUUCGUUAGCCGCUAUCUUCCCUAGGGUUUUUCCAAAGAAACUUGUCAGUUUCUCCACUUGGAUUGACCACACUCGCUGGGCUCGUAACACCUGGGCCAUGGCAGCCAUCUUCAUACUUACCAUGGCUGACAUCGUUGAUAUGCUGAGCUGUCUGCCUCAAGGUCUUGACAUGGCAUCAUCUUCCUCCACCUGGUCUAGCCCUGAAGGUUGUCUGAACAACCCAAAAUAUUAUAGCUACAUUGCUGUUCUGGCACUUAUGGCCACCACCAUGCUGGUUCAAGUUAGUCACAUGGUCAAGCUCACACUGAUGCUGCUUAUCACAGUGGCAACUGGUGUUGUUAACAUAUACAGUUGGAGGGACAUCUAUGAUCGCUAUGAUAUGGCCCGCUUUCAAGAUUACAGGUCAAAUCUAGUGCCCUCUAAGUUGACAAUGACAGUUAUGAUCUUCAUAAUGAUGGUCAGCUUUUAUUAUUUCUCCCGACAUGUGGAGAAACUUGCUCGUACCCUAUUCCUGUGGAAGCUUGAGGUUCAUGAGCAGAAGGAGAAGGUAUAUGAGAUGAGGCGAUGGAAUGAAGCAUUGGUGACCAACAUGCUGCCCGAACAUGUUGCUCGACACUUUCUAGGCUCCAAGAAAAGAGAUGAGGAGUUGUACAGCCAGUCAUACGAUGAGAUUGGAGUCAUGUUUGCCUCCAUCCCAAACUUCUCUGACUUCUACACAGAGGAGAGCAUCAAUAAUGGAGGCAUCGAAUGCUUACGCUUCCUGAACGAGAUCAUCUCAGACUUUGACAGUUUGCUAGAUGAGCCUCAAUUUCGCUGCAUCACGAAAAUCAAGACCAUUGGAAGCACCUACAUGGCAGCAUCAGGUGUUACUCCUGAUGUUAACAAUGGGUACAACUGCAUGAAGCAGAAGGAGGAGCAGUCGGACAAAGAGCGCUGGCAGCACCUAGCAGACUUGGCGGACUUUGCGCUAGCCAUGAAGGUUACGCUAAUGAACAUAAACUACCAGUCAUUUAAUAACUUCAUGCUGCGAAUCGGUCUGAAUAAAGGAGGAGUUUUAGCAGGAGUGAUUGGUGCACGCAAACCUCACUAUGACAUCUGGGGAAACACAGUGAAUGUUGCCAGUCGUAUGGAGUCUACAGGGGUGAUGGGAAACAUUCAGGUGGUGGAGGAUUGCUAUAAAAUUCUCAAAGAGUACGGCUUCCGCUUUGUGAGGAGGGGGCCUAUCUUUGUCAAAGGAAAAGGGGAGCUCCUCACGUAUUUUCUGAAGGGUAGGGACAAACAAGGUUCCUUUCUGAACGGAUCAUCUGUCACGCUUCCACAUCAAGUUGUGGAUAGUUGAACCCAAAUGUGAGCAUACUGUUCUAAAAGCCAAUGUUUGCUCGAUUCCAAGAAGUCAUGAAAACAACUUUGAAUGAGAAGUCAUUUGCCUUGAAACCAUGAAAUGCCCUCACACCCAAGACACUGCCUACAAGUCUCUCCGGAAUUACAUUUUUUUCCCAGCCUUGACAUCUCCAGUUAUUUACCAAGGACAUGCUUUAACAGUCAUCUGUGUCAACAGGCCGAACAUUGCUGAAGAUGUCUUAACUUCCAUGAUAAACUGAUUCCCUCUUUUAUGCCAUUAGAGAAUGUAUUUCUAAUUCAGUGUCUUGGUCAACUAGAAUUGUUUGUUAUAGGAAGACAUACUGUACUCCAUAAUAGGAAUUCUGGAUAUACGUCUUUGUAAAAAUUAAUAUUAUAUAUAACUAUCAGAGGUGGGUAGUAACGCGUAACGUUUACUUUUAGUACCUUUUUGGAGAAAAAUGUACUUCUAAGAGUAGAUUUAUCAUUCCGUAAUGUUUACGAAGAAUAAACACUACUCUUACUCCGCUACUUUGGGCUACACUACAGUACAGUCGUUACAUUUUUCCUCUUUAUUCUAAAUAUUCAAUUAGACUUUAUUUUUGCCAGCACAGUGGCUCUACCAGUUUCCCCAAUGAGACAUCGCAACUGUAAUCGCAUGACUAAUCAGUAGUAGCAAUACAGUCACAGGACCAGUCUUACAGUUGGAAGUCCUAUGAACACACCGGCUUAUUCAAUCACAUUCUGUCUUUAAAGGGCAGUAAAAAAUACAAUUUUUCACAUAGAGUGCCUCCAAAAACAUGACUCGAAAGCGCGGAUUUCAACCUCUCUGCCAGUUUUUAUUUUGCACCAUUAGACCACGGAAAACUGGACUUGUUUUACUUUCAUGGUAGGAAAACUAUUUUCUCCACUAGAGGGCACUCAUGCUCUUUGGACGGGUGAUGUUUCAUUUCUGUAGAUUUUUCCAGUCGACUAUUUUUGUGUAUUUGUUUAGCCUAAUAACAGUUCAUAUACAGUGGUACCUCUACUUAAGACAUUAAUUGGUUCUGGAAGUAGUCUCCUAACCUGAAAAUUUUGUAAAUAGAGAUACGUUUUACACAUAGGCGUAAUUUGACUUUUGUGGCAGGGUUGGCAAAACGUGUUGAUGACCCCGAAACGCGGUGUCAACAAUAAAAUUAACCUACAAGCUAUAUGCUCACUCACACCCUUAAAUAUGGUGCUGCGGUUGUGGCUCUGUUGCACAAUUAGCGUCUUUAGUGGACAAACUGAAAAUCCGCUCACCAUUUUGGCGGUGCUGUCCGGCAAUUCAUGGUCCACAUCUCCAAUUCUUGGUUCUCGCUCAAUAGUUGUUCUCGCUUUUAAAAGCUUGGGUUAGAAAAAAAAAAUACAUAAUCCAUCCUGUUUCUUCUGUCUUCAGGUGGUUUUGGCUAAGCAAAGCAAAAUACCAUCUCUAAAGUGCCAAUCAGAUGAUCUGUACGAAAAUUAAUUUUGACCCAUUUAAAAAAAAAAAAAAAAAGUUUUGUCUAUUUCAUUAAUUUUUGUUGUUUGUUUUGUUGCUUAACAACCUUUAUAGACAACAUUUUACCGGCAAAGUCUUAAUCUUAAAUUCAUGUAUUGGGAAGUCAAUUACAUGCAAUGGCAAUUAUGGCCACCUGGUG